AUCUACAUAACAAUAAAGCAACUGAGGAGAACAAUGGUAAAGUUUCCAGGAAAAGAAUCAGUUUUUCUAAAUUUGUUUCAAGAGGAAAAUAAUGAUGUACAUCUUCUCAUUAAGCAUCAAUAUCUAGGGCAUCCAAAUCAUGUCACAUAUACAUGUAGAUGUUUAUGUUAUAUUAAGGUGUACCCACAGAGUCAAGUUGACACGAUUUAAAAUCUGGUAAUUACAAGUUCGUUAUAAAUACCACAUCUUAAUAUUCAAAUUGUGACAAUCCCCUGUGAUAUACUGGAGAUAUAAAUGUUAUUUAUUAAAGUCGCUGUGGUUGAAGUAUAUGCUAAACAUAGGGCAUUGUUUCUGUUAGAUUGAACUAGCUAUCUUGAUUUCUUCUGCGAGUGUGAUAUUCUAGCUAGCCCAAUUUCCAACCCUCAGCUACAACUUCAACAUGACAGUAUCAAAUGCUAUACAUGAAAAUGUUUGUCUUUAUAUCGAGAACAGAAAAAAAUAUGUCAAUCGUCUCAAUUCUACUGCUGCAAUCUCCUUAUCAAUGAAAAUGAAAUCAAAACAUGACUCUUAUGUUCAGGAAAUAGAUCAGGAUUUCUAAAUGCGGAAGGCAUGUUAGGUUUUUCAAACAUAAAAUUAAACAAAUAUUUAUUGAAGCAAAAGUGAUACAAUAAUUAAAUCUUAACGUACUUUUUACUUCAAUAAAUCCAUUCAUAAUCUUACGUAAUGCAAUUCAACCAUUCAUCAGUGUUCAUAAUAAAAUAAACAGAAUUUACUUAAAAAUUGAAAAUUUUCAGUGUAGUGUAGAUCCUCGUGAUGUCAUAAGAAGGAAUACACGUAUCUGCUACUUACAAGUCAGUGCAUAUUAAAAUUUCAUUAUCAUGAAUCUGGAAGUCAAAACGAAAGCAUCGCACGCUCGUCCUUGCAAAUCGAAAGCGGAAGUGACGUAUUCAAUUCCGAAACAUCCGGGAUUUUCCCUGUAUGGGAUCAUGUCGAGUGGGUUGCUGUCAAACGGUCUUGUGGUUGUAGGAUCGCCUCCACGGAUUGGUUCACAUGGACACGCCUUGAGCUGGACUGAUGAUUUACCUGUGUGUCCACUCUCGGGUGUUGGGUUUUCUACCAAUCAGAUUUACAGAGAAGAUGGCAUCAGGCGAGAGGAACAUGAGUUUGAGGACUGCAGCUUCCAUUUCAAAUUCAAAAUGCAUGAUGAGAACUGCUAUCUGUAUGGGGUCUUUGAUGGCCAUGAUGGCAGUAAGGCUGCUAACUUUGCUGCCCAGAGGAUGCCAGCAGAGCUGCUGCUGGGCCAGCUGUCCGGGAAAGCAACGGAUGAGGACAUAAAAGAUCUCCUGAACCAGGCAUUUAUAGCUGUUGAAAAGAGCUUUUUCGAGUCUAUUGACCACAUCUUUGCGGAGAAGACUACUAUACAGUUACAGUUGCCAGAGGGAAUAGGACAUUAUGAAGCUCUGAACCAGUAUCCCGAUGUGAUGAAGAAACUGGAUGAUCUAGAGAGGGAAAUAACAGGGGGAACAACUGCCACUGUGGCUUUAGUUUAUAAAAGCAAAUUAUAUGUAGCCAAUGUUGGAGACACAAGAGCGUUAUUCUGUCAGACAGAUGAAGGUGGUGUUUUCAAGGUUAUCCAGCUGUCAGUGGACCAUUCAAUCUCCAACGAAGAGGAGCUUAACAGACUGUCUCAGUUAGGACUGGAUGUAGAGAGGCUUAAACAGCACAGAAGGAUAGGAAGCUCCGACAGCACCAGAUGUAUCGGAGACUACCAUGUCAAAGGUGGAUACAAGGACAUCGAGAUUCUGCAGAAUGCUACAAGGGAACCUGUGAUUGCAGACCCCUAUGUUCAUGGAAUCAUUGACAUCGGAAGCCGUCCCAGUUUUCUGAUCAUCAUGUCAGAUGGUUUAUAUCAAGCCUUACAGGCAGCCACCAACACAGAUCGUGUGAAUAUUGACAUUGCCCGCAUGGUGGCAGCGGAAUUCUCUCAGCAGUCUACACUGAAUGGUGUUGCUCAGGCAGUGGUAGAUAAAGUGGUCCGAAUUCACCAUGACGCCUUCAUUGGGGGAACUCCAGAACUUAAACAGAUUUGUCAGAAACGUGGAGACAUAACACUGUUAGUGAGAAACUUUAAUUACCCUCUUGCCAAUGCUAUUAGCAGCCCCACUGCUGGAGGUACCUAUCACCCCGUUUCUGUGCCAUUCUACAGCCCCAGGCCAAACAUUUUACCGACAGUGACUUUACCAAACCUCAGCACAGCAGAGAGGGUGGAGAACCACAGUGGAUCUGGGGCAUCCACACCGGGAACUCCCACCCCAGCUCAGACUCCACCCAAAGACACACUCUCAUCCACUUUGGAAUCUACUUUCCCUGAAACUAAUCAUACCUAUACAAGCACUGAGUCCUCCACUCAGAGCAGUGGAGAAAUGAGAUUUCCCACCAGGUUUUAUAAUCCCAACAAGCUGGAACUUGAUGAAAAUGGCAGAGUGGAAGCCUAUGUUGAUUUUUCAGAAUUUUAUGAUGCAAUUAAAAAACUGACUGACUCACAACUUGAAUCUCUGAAUGCAGAGACGAAACCAAAGUCUGCAUAUGAACCCAUCACUGAAGAACUUGAUUCCAUGUCAGCACCUGAAAAUUGAAACAUCAUUCACUACUGAUCUUGGUUGUAAAGAAUAUUCAAAAGCAACAAGCUUGUCUCAGGAUGCCUCCGUCGUUCAGCAAUUCCAGAACUCAAUAGAUUGUGAAUUGUUGAAUGAUAUAUUAGUUUGCCAUCAUUCCAUGAUACAAAAUGUGUGACAUCACUCACAUCCACAUUUCUCUUUACAUGGUAUCAAGUAUAUGUAUACCCUGCCUACAUGAUUAUAUCAUUUUGUGGAUGAACAAUGUAAUGUGGCAAGCUUUGUGUUAGCAGUUGAUAGAUUUCCUUGCAUUUGUACACAUUAUACCUUUGACAUUCAUAUGAGUGGCGGAUCAAGGGUCAAACCCUCCCUUUUCUGUGAUUUUUGUGUACUUCAGAUUUUAAAAAAGAUUGUCAGUAUUUUCACCAUAAACUAGGAAUAAAUUGCUUGGAUGAGUAUGAGAGAAA
Ostrea edulis (European flat oyster) is the source of this 3082-nucleotide messenger RNA. RefSeq names its product TGF-beta-activated kinase 1 and MAP3K7-binding protein 1-like. Gene Ontology annotation, biological process: protein dephosphorylation. The record is from RefSeq and is a predicted model, not a curated record. NCBI's taxonomy places the organism in Eukaryota, Metazoa, Mollusca, Bivalvia, Ostreida, Ostreidae. Gene Ontology annotation, molecular function: protein serine/threonine phosphatase activity.